AAAAAAAAUUGACUUUUCUUACAGGAAGGUGAGGUGAAAGGUGAGUCCGCGUUCGAAACGAAAAAAAAACUAAGCAAAGUUCAAAACCUAGAGGCAGGGGAUACGAUUACCAGCUACGACGAUCCCUAAGAAAGCUACAGGUACAAUCCCUUUUAAACUCCCAUAGCCGCCCUCCAUCGCCCUUGCUCCAAAAUGGAGUUAAAGUCAGUCGCAUUUCCGCCCGAUACUCCUCCGCUCUCGGUCAUAGCUGCUGCUAAGGUUUCCGGGAUCUCUCUCCCCAUUGACACUUCCGAUUCUUCUGAUUCUCCUCCAUUUUUUAAGUUCUCUGAUGGGCUAAAACUGCAUGGAACAUAUGUAUUGCUUCGAUAUGUUGCUCGAAUUUCCCCCAUUCCUAAUUUCUAUGGGAAGAAUGCAUAUGAAUCUGGCCAGAUUGAUGAAUGGCUGGAAUAUGCUCCUGUCCUUUCAUCUGGUUCUGCAUUUGAGACCGCAUGCAAGUAUGUGGAUAUUUAUUUAGAGGGCCGCACAUUUGUAGUGGGUCAUUUUUUGUCAAUUGCAGAUGUAGCAAUUUGGUCAGGUCUUGCAGGAACUGGGCCAAGAUGGGAAAGUUUGAGGAAGUCAAAGAAGUAUCAAAAUCUUGUAAGAUGGUUCAAUUCAAUCUUGGUAGAAUAUAGUGAUGAUUUAACAGAAGUUCUUGCUACAUAUGUUGGCAAAAGAGGAAAGCCAGUGCCUGUCAAAUCAAAAGAGCAUCAAGGAGUUAGCCAAUCCACAAAGAGUGUAAAUGGAGAUGUUUCUAAAGCAGGAAGCAGGUCUACAUUUGAAGUAGAUCUUCCAGAUGCUGAGAUUGGAAAGGUGAAACUGAGAUUUGCCCCAGAACCCAGUGGUUAUCUUCACAUUGGACACUCAAAAGCAGCACUGUUGAAUCAGUAUUUUGCUCAAAGAUACCAAGGAGAAAUUAUUAUACGUUUUGAUGAUACAAAUCCUGCAAAAGAGAGCAAUGAGUUUGUGGACAAUCUUCUAAAGGAUAUCGAGACCUUGGGCAUCAAGUUUGAAACUGUUACAUAUACUUCGGAUUACUUCCCUCAGUUGAUGGAAAUGGCUGAAAAAUUGAUUCGCGAGGGUAAAGCAUAUGUUGAUGAUACCCCACGUGAGCAAAUGCAGAAAGAAAGGAUGGAUGGAAUUGAAUCAAAAUGCAGAAACAACAGCAUAGAGGAGAAUCUGAAAUUAUGGAAGGAAAUGAUUGCAGGAUCUGAAAGGGGUCUGCAGUGCUGUGUGCGGGGGAAACUGGAUAUGCAGGAUCCUAACAAGUCACUUCGGGAUCCUGUAUAUUACCGUUGCAAUCCAAUUCCUCAUCAUAGGAUUGGGUCAAAGUACAAGAUAUACCCAACUUAUGAUUUUGCAUGCCCAUUUGUUGAUUCUAUUGAGGGUAUAACACAUGCUCUUCGAUCUAGUGAGUACCACGAUCGCAAUGCUCAAUACUAUCGAAUUCUUGAGGAUAUGGGUUUGAGAAAGGUCCUUUUAUAUGAAUUCAGCCGGUUGAAUAUGGUUUAUACACUUCUUAGCAAGCGUAAGCUUCUAUGGUUUGUUCAAAAUGGAAAGGUUGAUGGAUGGGAUGAUCCUCGUUUUCCAACUGUCCAAGGAAUUGUGCGAAGGGGUCUGAAAGUUGAAGCAUUGAUUCAGUUCAUUCUUGAGCAGGGAGCUUCAAAAAAUCUUAAUCUCAUGGAGUGGGACAAACUUUGGACCAUAAAUAAGAAGAUAAUUGAUCCUGUGUGUCCUAGGCAUACAGCUGUCAUUGAAGAGAGGCGUGUGUUGUUGACCCUGACUAAUGGACCCGAGGAACCAUUUGUCCGCAUCAUUCCUAGGCAUAAGAAAUACGAAGGUGCGGGUGAGAAGGCUACAACAUUUACCAAGAGGAUAUGGUUAGACUAUGCCGAUGCUGAGUUAAUUGCAGCAGAUGAGGAAGUUACUUUAAUGGAUUGGGGGAAUGCUAUUAUUAAGGGAAUUGAGAAGGACCAAGAAGGAAAGGUAACACAGUUAACAGGAGUUCUGCAUCUUGAAGGAUCUGUGAAGACUACAAAGUUGAAGCUUACCUGGUUACCUGAAACAAAUGAGCUGGUUAACCUCUCAUUGAUGGAGUUUGAUUAUUUAAUUACAAAGAAGAAGCUUGAAGAAGGUGAGGAUUUCCUGGAUGUUCUUAAUCCAUGCACUAAAAAGGAGACUGCAGCCCUUGGGGAUUCAAACAUGCGAAACCUGAAGCGGGGGGAUGUAUUGCAGCUGGAGAGGAAAGGAUAUUUCAGGUGUGAUGUUCCUUACGUUAGGCCUUCAAAACCUGUAGUCCUACUUGCAAUCCCAGAUGGCAGACAACAGACUGGUUUGAAAUAAAAGCUUUUGCAGUGCAGCAUUGUGAGCAGGGAGCGCAGUGGUUAUUUUCAUUUCCUAGUACAAGUUUUCACUACAUUGAGGAUUGUUGAUCUAGUGUCGACCUAAUGUUUUUCUAAACUAUUGAAUGGAGCAAUAAUAAUUUAACUUUAUA
This is a messenger RNA of Humulus lupulus (European hop), 2530 nucleotides long. RefSeq names its product glutamate--tRNA ligase, cytoplasmic. Gene Ontology annotation, molecular function: ATP binding; glutamate-tRNA ligase activity. The transcript is spliced from 7 exons. NCBI's taxonomy places the organism in Eukaryota, Viridiplantae, Streptophyta, Magnoliopsida, Rosales, Cannabaceae. Gene Ontology annotation, biological process: glutamyl-tRNA aminoacylation; translation. The record is from RefSeq and is a predicted model, not a curated record. Gene Ontology annotation, cellular component: cytosol; methionyl glutamyl tRNA synthetase complex; cytoplasm. The coding region runs from base 193 to 2379 and encodes 728 amino acids.